AUGGCGGAGCAGAAACUCAAACUGUACUUUUUGGCAUCCAAAGUUCCAAACCACACCAAGUUUGACAGUUCAACCAAAGACUUAAGUGCCGAAAACCAAGAACAGGGGAACGGACAAAACGUUGACACUGCCGAGUCUUCUCAACCGCGCAGAAAAUUUCAGACGCGCGACUUCGCAGCCGGCCGGCAGCCCGGCUGGAACAGUGAAGCGCAGGAACGUUCCCAGCUAGUUCCUGCCACUUUCCCGCCAUCUUCUCGCCCGGCCUCUAUAUCAGCGCCCUCCCUUGGACUCUCCCGCUGCUUUGUUCUUGUUCAUCGUCGGUCUUCCCCAAUGGCUCCGCCUUCCUCCAGCAGCAGGCGCCUCCAAUGGUCCGGAACCGACAACGCUGCCGGCGGCGAGCUGUCCCUGCCCCGCAGGCGCUGGCAGUCUGUGCUGCAGGUUACGAGAACGAGGAGGAAGACGACGGAGGGGUUGUUUGGAUUCAGACGGAUGAUGGAGGCGGAGUUCAUGGGCAUGUUCCUCCCGGUCUUUGGGUCAAUGCUUCAGAGAGUGGUCUCAGAGGAGGUAGAGAAAGCAAUGUUCAGACAAUUCAGUGCACCAGCAGCACCUCCAAGAUUACUGGUGGACAGGAAUCAGCACCCGAGGUACCAGCUCAUGUUCUUAAACGGUCUGAAACCCGUGUACACAAUGACAAAACUAGAAUCAGACGACGGAACAGCACUGAAGGUGGCAAUAGUCGAAAGGCUUGAAAACAGUCGGCCUAACAUCGUCAGAUACGGCCCUCUCUCUUCUAGUAGGGUUGAAGUUGUAGUCCUCCAUGGCAACUUCAAUGCUAAAAAUGAGGAAUCCUGGAGCCCUGAGGAGUUCAAGAAGCACAUCGUAUCCGGUCGAGAGAAGAGCGCCCAGCUUCUCACUGGGAAUCUGGCACUGAAGCUCAAUGGAGGCGAGGCUGUCCUUGAGAAUGCAACCUUCACCGAUAACUCCAGCUUCACCAGCACCAAGAUGUUUAGGCUGGGGUUGAGGCUUGUUAAUUCUUCUGAGAGAGAGUUCUUGAAGGCGUCACCAAGCCUUUUCCACUACCCUCCAAUGCUGGAAGAUGAAGUGUGGCGUUUGAAAAAGAUUGGUAAAAUUGGUGCCUACCACCAGGCCUUGUCCGAUAAUGGAAUCCAUUCGGUGCAGGAGUUCUUACGGGCUUAUAUGAAGGAUGAACAGAAGCUUAUAAAGAUUUUCAACAAGAUGCCACAGUCAACAUGGAAAUCCAUCAUAGAGCAUGCCAUGACGUGCAAGGUUGGCGACAGUCUUUACCUUUACGAAGUUCAGGGCAAGGAUGCGGGUCUUUUCUUUGAUGAGAUAUAUCAGCUUGUUGGGGCAAAGUUCGGUGAUUGUUACAAGCCGAUUGACCAGCUUAACGAAAUAGAGAAGAAUUUAGUGCAAGCCCUGAAGCAAGGAGCCUAUCAGAAUAUAGAUGGCUUGCAGCCUAACUACAAGAUGGUGAACAACUACCCUGUACUCUGCAGUUUCCCUGCGCAGGGUACUUCCCUGUUUAGUGCUCUUCAUCCAAAUCAGCAGAUACUCAACUAUGAUAUGGGGGAAAGCUCAACUGGAGUAGGAUUUGGAUCAAGGCCUUCAAGGGAGACUUUCAACACAUCCCUUGGAGCCAGUAAUGUGCCGGUUGAUAUAUCUAGGUUUGUUCAGGGGCAAAGUUCCAAUUAUAUGCCGUUAAGACAUGAGCAAACAAUAAACAGAGUUCUACCAUAUGAUUCAAGCAAAGGAGCCUUGUUACCCAGACCAAGACUUGCACAGUUGCAGAUACCAAACUCUGAGGGAACAUUUUUUGGUCCAGAUGCUAGUCCGCCUGCUGUUAUUCCAAACAACAUUCUGGUUGGUCAGGGUGCUGCACUCUCUGAAGAAUCAUACAGUGGUCUUCCAGUCGACAGUUUAUCAUCUACGGACGUGAUCAUGUCUUUGAUGCAAUCUUCAUUCCAGCUUCCGAGAAACAGUGACAGUUUUAGCAACCAUUCUGAACAGCAAUGCCAUGGUCAUACAACAAUGCAGUUACAACAAUUUGUCACUGGGUUCCAGCCAUCAAGAACAAACAGUUUUGACUUAAACUCAUGCGAUGAACUCGUACAGAACUUCAUUUCCAAGAUUUCAAAAAGUGAAGGGGCAUCUACACCACUUUCACCCCGCAAAUGGGUCAAGAUCAGAGCUGCGUUGAAGUUAGCAUCUGUAGGGAGGCUCUCCAGGACCUCAAGGAGGGGUCCGCAUUGCAACCCACCAAGGCCAAGGCUUGUACCGAUAAUAUGA
This is a messenger RNA of Miscanthus lutarioriparius, 2307 nucleotides long. Lineage: Eukaryota; Viridiplantae; Streptophyta; Magnoliopsida; Poales; Poaceae. The record is from the annotation of a GenBank genome assembly.